This is a messenger RNA of Myotis lucifugus (little brown bat), 599 nucleotides long. RefSeq names its product FXYD domain containing ion transport regulator 4 (gene FXYD4). Gene Ontology annotation, biological process: potassium ion transmembrane transport; regulation of sodium ion transmembrane transporter activity. The coding region runs from base 1 to 468 and encodes 155 amino acids. The record is from RefSeq and is a predicted model, not a curated record. Gene Ontology annotation, cellular component: membrane. Gene Ontology annotation, molecular function: sodium channel regulator activity. NCBI's taxonomy places the organism in Eukaryota, Metazoa, Chordata, Mammalia, Chiroptera, Vespertilionidae. The transcript has 8 exons.
AUGAAUCAGGCCUGGGGGCCCACAGAGGAAGGCGGCCCACUCCUUAUCCUGGUGCUGGCGGCCUCCUCCGCCCAACCCCCAGAAGGUAUUGUUGCCCUAGGCGAGGCUGCUGGGUUUAAAGAGCUGGAACCCACUAAGCUGAACACAGCCCCAGCGGCCUCCUCAGACCUGUUCUGCGCACCCUGCCCUCAGGUGAGCUCAGGAGAACUGGCUCUCAGCUGUGACAUGGAGGGAGUGACCUGGGGCCUUCUCCUUGUGCUGGCAGGCCUGCCUGCCUUGGAAGCCAACGACCUGAUUGACUGGGAGGCCCUGCAGCUGGGCGGGAUGAUCUGCGCUGCGCUCCUGUGCAUCGCUGGAAUCUUGUUCGCCCUGAGUGGCAAGUGCAAAUGCAAGCACAAUCGCAAGCACAGCCCCUUAUCUGAGAAAGCUGUUCCAUUCAUCACUCCAGGCUCUGCCAGUACCUGCUGAGCCCAGGACCAGCUUCGUGGGACCACCAGGGCCAGCUCCCAUGCUGCUCCCUCCCCACUUGGGGGCCUUAGGCUGCUUCUAAUCAGGAGGCUACUCAAAGCUUAUUUCCAAAUUAAACUGGUCUCACUCCU